Molecule: messenger RNA, 669 nt
Organism: Trichosporon asahii var. asahii CBS 2479
Lineage: Eukaryota; Fungi; Basidiomycota; Tremellomycetes; Trichosporonales; Trichosporonaceae
Exons: 3
Coding region: 1-669 (222 amino acids)
Source: RefSeq, a predicted model, not a curated record
AUGCGCAAAGUCGAGGAGAACCUUCCGGCGACGAACGAGGGAUACGGGACGCGGGAGUACUGCGGUACACGGCGUGCGUGGCGAAACAGUUGUGGAUGCUGGGAGGUAGCUGACGACAGCGAGGGUCCCGAGCACAACUUUGACUGGUUCCUGAAGCCGGACUACCUCCUCCCGAUCUUCGAGGAGCUGACGGCGGACAUCAAGGUCGGCAAGGAUGCCCGCAUCCUGAUGCUGGGGUGCGGCAACUCACAGCUCUCCGAGGUCAUGUACGACGCUGGAUGGACGAACAUCGUCAACGUCGACUACUCGACCGCGUGCAUCGAGCAGAUGACGCAGCGACACGGCGAGGCCAGGCCGAAGAUGACCUGGCUCGAGAUGGACGUUAUGAACCUCACUUUCGGUGAUGAGGAGUUCGACAUGGUUGUUGACAAGGGUAAGCUCAGAGAACGGGGCACAGCUGACGGGCAGGAACGAUGGAGUGAGCGGAUUGUAACGGGCGAAACUAACCCCAGCGCUAUGCUCACGACCAAGGGUGACCCAUGGCCCCACUUCCGCAAGCGAUACCUCCAGGACCGGGCGGGCUGGAAGCUGUCGACGAAGACGAUCGGCCCGCCCGAAGGCUUCGACUACUUCCAGUACCUGCUCGAGUGGGAGCCGGAGUCGGCGUAA